CGCGACAUGCUCGCCACCACACAUUCUGACAAGUAUUGCUCUUUUGACUAAGUUCACUGCAAAGGUGGAGCUCGUGCUGGUGAUGCCGGUGUGGUUGGUGCUGGCCGUGCUGCGCGUCGGCCUCAGCCGGUCGGUCCCGGACUUCCUGGCCACCCUGGUCGGCCUCCUGCCACAGUACUCGGCCGGCACGGCGGGCUUCCUGCUGGCGCGCCGCACCGCCAGCUUCGUCAGCCUGAUGCGCCACGUGCGGCUGCUCGCCGAGGACGUCGAGGACGCCGUCGGGGAGGUGCGGCGGGAGGUGCAGGAGGCGACGGGCCGUUGCGCCGAGCUGGUGCGCUUCGUGCGCCGCGCCUUCACCGUGUACAUGACGUCGGGCAUGUCCAUGAUCGUGACGCAGCAGAUCGUCGCCGGCCCGCCCGCGCCCACCAUAGGCGAGGAGCGGUCGCACGCCCACGUCCUCGUCCACAUCAACGAGACGAUCAAGUGGAUGUUCUACGCCGUCAGCUACUUCGCGCUGUGGGUGCUGCUCGCGACCACGCUGCUCGCGUUCAACGGCAUGUACAACGUGCUCGAGCGUCGCAUGUCGCGGGCGCACGGCUACCGCCAGGUGCUCGCCGCGGCCCGCCUGCACCACGACCUGCUGAGCCUGCAGGCCGAGCUCAGGGACGUGACCUUCGGGCCAAUGCUGCACGUGCUGGCCGGCGCCCUGGUGGUGCCACUAAUCAACACUUACCAAGUGCUCCGCGGAGUGGCCAAUGUGUUCUCCUUGCUCACGUUCAGCACGCUGCCGUUUGUGUUCGGCACGCUCUCCCUGCUCGCCGAUGGUAUCGAGGUGCGGUCGGAGCGCUUCUCGCUGGAGGCCCUCUCCGGCUCGGACGUGCUCGGCGAGCCCCUUGCCGCCAGCAAGCUGCGCCUCAUGAUGAUAGCCAGGGCCAACGGCCACCACGGCCGGUCCUCCGGCGGCUUCAGCAUGCGCGGCUUUGGCCCCCUCAACCGGCCCGCAGCCUUCAGCACCCUGCACCGCUGGUACCAGUACCUGCAGCUGCUCAUGGGCUCCAGCUAACGAAGGCGGGAACAGACGUCAUUUU
This is a messenger RNA of Frankliniella occidentalis (western flower thrips), 1088 nucleotides long. RefSeq lists its product as uncharacterized. NCBI's taxonomy places the organism in Eukaryota, Metazoa, Arthropoda, Insecta, Thysanoptera, Thripidae. The record is from RefSeq and is a predicted model, not a curated record. Bases 83 to 1063 code for a protein of 326 amino acids. The transcript has 5 exons.